Messenger RNA from Crotalus tigris (Tiger rattlesnake), 1737 nucleotides. Its product is annotated as probable G-protein coupled receptor 21. NCBI's taxonomy places the organism in Eukaryota, Metazoa, Chordata, Lepidosauria, Squamata, Viperidae. Gene Ontology annotation, cellular component: membrane. Gene Ontology annotation, biological process: G protein-coupled receptor signaling pathway. Bases 1 to 1386 code for a protein of 461 amino acids. The transcript has 2 exons. Gene Ontology annotation, molecular function: G protein-coupled receptor activity. The record is from RefSeq and is a predicted model, not a curated record.
AUGGCCUCAGGCAGCCCCUUCCGUGCCAUCUUGCUGCUGCUCCUGGCUUUUACUCUCCUACAGAAAACCUGGCCAGAGGCCACGGCUCCUUUGGCCGGAGGGCCCCGGCUGCCAGGCCUUGGGCAGGAAAGGUUUCGGGAUGCACAGGGAAGGAACAAAGGCAGGGGAGGGGGGCCCAUCCUGAGUGGGGAGGGAGGCCUCCAUAUCAGCAAGGGGACACAGCUGACAACGGUGCAGGACAAGACCAAGCCAGCCUGGCUACACUCCCCAUGCCCCCUGGACCCUUGUGGCCAGCCACCAUAUUGUCAGACCUGGCUGGCAAAAGUGACCCUCCUGGGGGUCCUGGGGGUCCUGGUCAUGGGGGGCAAUGGGCUGGCUAUCGUGGUGCUGGCCUCCACGGUGUCUGGCUGGAGCCACAGCAGUCGCUUCAUGCUGCUCUCGCUGGCCGCCUCGGAUGCUGCCCUGGCUGUGCUGGUGGUGCCCCUCAACCUGUACCGGAGCCUGACGCUGGGGCCAGCGACCCCUGAGGAUGCUGCGGGAGAAGAGGCUGCCUCCUGCCGGGUGGUGGCCUUCAUCAACUCCAGCCUCUUCGGGGCCUCCCUCUACUCCCUGGCCGGGGUCUCCCUAGAGCGCUACGUGGCCGUCUUCUUCCCUCUCCACUACGGCCGCCUCCUGAGCCCCAGACGGGUGCUUUUGCUCAUCUUGGCUGCCUGGCUCCUGCCUGCCCUCCUCCUGCUGCCGCUGGCUAUCCCAUCCCCUGUGGCCGUGCUCCAGGUCCGCUUUUCUGCUGCUGCCCUGCUGUGCGAGCCGGACUAUGGUUCCAACCCCUUCUACUCUCUCUGGAUCGCCGGCACCAUCUUCUGCCCGGCUGCUUCCACCAUCGCCUUCACGAAUGUGCGCCUCUGGCUGGUGGCCCGCUCGCAGCGCCAGCGUGGAAAGGACCCGGGCUUGAUGGAAAAGGCAGGGCGGCCCAAGAGGCCACGGAUGCUCCAGCUGGAUGCUGCCGCCCGAGUGUUGCUCCCGGUUGUGUUUGCCUUCUUCGUCUGCUGGGCCCCUUGCAUUGGCACCCUCGUGUACAACUCAAUCACCCGGGAAAGAGUCCCUGACUGGCUGGAAUUUAUUGCUUUGUGGCUCCCCAUUGGCAGCGGCUUCCUCAACUGCUUUGUCUACUUCUGGGUCAACAGAAACUUCCGGCACAAAGUCCAGAAGGUUGGACAAAAGCUCUGCUUGCCCUGCUGUCUAACUGAGCAGGACCUGCGGCCACAGCACCUGCCCAGCAUCUCAGCUCACGUGAGGAUGGAUUGUGAGCCCCCCGGCCUUUCCCCAGACGGCUCCCUCGGUGGGUCUCCUCCCAGCGAUGGCCUCCCUCUUGCCCGGCAUGGCUAACCGUCUGCAGGAAUCCAGCCUGGCCUUCCUACACUGUGGGGGUUUGUAGCUCUGAAAGGCGCCUCCCGUCCAUUGCCUCUGAGCAACUGAAGAAGAUUUGUCACUUGGAAGAUGUCAGACCCUUCAAGAUAAUUCAGGAAAUGGAUCUAUCAAUCCGCUGGACUGAAAAGUGGCCACUUCGUCAGCUGGGGGCAGGAAUAUUGCAGCUCCCUCCCUGGCUGGCCUAGCUUUCCAGACAGGCUUCUGCAGGACCAUCCCAGGACUUAGAUUGGUGAUGGGUGAUGGAGAAGCAUCUGCCUGAACCAAGGUGGGCUCUUUACCAGGCCUCCCCAGGGGGGAAAUGUGAGAAAC